UUUUCUGUUGCUCCGACAACUUUCUUGGCAAAUACCGCUCCUUCCGCCAGGUAUCGCCCUUGCUGGCCCGUGAUCCAAAAAGAAAAAGCAUCCGUGUUAGUGAAACUAAGCAUUGUAGUUCGUCUGUGAGUUUACUGCCGUCGUCGUAGACCGACCAAAAAUGUCAAAUCGAUUGCUAGCGCGUGUGCUAGAAUAGAUUAACACGAAUCUGCAUACCACAAACGGGUCUAAGUUAUUUCCUCCACUGUACUCUAGUGCGGAUAACUAGAAUCAGGUUACUGUUCUUCACUUUGCCAAUUGGAAACCCGUCCUGUACAGGCAUUGAAAAACAGGUGCACUUCAUCGUGAAAAGUUCAAUAAACAUUGAUUGCGUUGCACAAUUGUCGGGUCGAAAGCAGUGAAAGGAUGUGAACAACGUCGGAGAAAAGGGCACAGUGAGAUGACUGUGUGAGGUGUCGUGGUAUCUGGAAGACUGCUGUUCCAAAAACCCCCCAAACGGUGUUUUCCGAUGGUGCCGAGUUUCCCGUUCUCGCCCGGAACCCCUCCCCAUGCGCUGGAAGAUGGUUAAUGAAUGUGGGACGCUUCCGGGCUCUCGGCAAGAGGAGAAGUGGGUCAGAUGAGUUGUAAAUGUAGGAACCGAAGCAAAGAGAAGAACGAACGCACUCAGUGGCAAACUAGUGGGAAACGUGGACCGGACGUGGUGCGCUUGGCUAUUGCUGGAGGUUUGUUGUAAAAAAGAUGACAGGUGCAUGGGCUGGAAACACAAUACAGUGGCAAUACAGAGCAACACGGUCGACAAAACACGAAAAAAAGGUUGACCAACAACACAUUCGACGCUCAGCAAAGGCAAGAUAAGAGCCCUUGUUUUGCUAGUGUUUACGAUUGGUGAGAGUGAUUUGCUUGAUAGUGGAAGCUGGUAGUUUCGUUAGCUCCGUGGCCAACGUCAGCGUUGACGACGCCUACUACUAAUAUCAGCGCUGCUAGGGGCACGCGUCCUGUUCUCCUCACAACGAACGAAGUAGCACAGCGUUGUAUUAAUUAACUUCUCAAACAAGCCCUGCUCGUUGGAUGAAAUUAAUCGGUACAAACCCGCUCCUCGGCUAAUUACUCAACGACGACCUUUUGAAGUCAGCCUUUCACUAUGUCCGAUGAAUGGAGCGAACGGUGGGGUAGUGCUAGAGAAACUUUUAUCAUCUUUCAACGUAAAUCAGCUGGGGGAAGGAAAUAUUGUAAGAUGUGUGCAUAAUAGUGAAUCAUUUGAUACAGUUUAUUGCAGCAAACAGUGAUAGUGCAAAAUAGCAGCAACAAACCGUAAGCAGUGGAUAGAAAAAACGUUGAAUUCAUGUUCACAUGUGCAUAUGCCGAAUGUGAUGUUGUGUCCCGCUGGUCAAAAUGUUAAGUGGCACAAUCAUACGCGUUUGUCGAGUGUGAGCAGCAAUAGCUACAGCGUCAGUGAACAGUGAUUAAACAAAAGCGUCGACUAUGCUUUCCUUUUACGUCGAAUCUAAGGAGGCGUCUGCGGAAGCCGUUCGGAACGACGUCCGGGAGGAAACAGCGCACGGCGCAUAAUAAAAUACUGAACGGAAAUUAUCAUUUGAAUCAACUCUGGCGUACACCCCGUUGAUGCUGGCCAUUGAUCGAACGUGAUUUCUCGGCAAUGUGCGAAUGAUGGCAACAUCAUUUUGCGAUAUUAACAACAUCACCAAAUAUAGAAAACAGCAGUGAGCAAAGCGCGAGCGGUUAAGAUUGCUGGUCGGUGGAAAAGGGAUUCUGUUUUCUACGGAUACGCUAAAAAAAACGCAUCGUUUCGGUAUUUGAAGGUAGACAAAACACUAUCGCGUUUUCUCAAGCAAGCAACGCACAGUAGCAAAAGAUGGACGAAGAGGCACUGAUAGCACGAGCAAAGGAGGAACGGGAAAAAAUAUUCCAGCGCUACGACAAGGGCCGGGAACCGGGAGCCGAGAUCGAUCCGUGGGAGGAUCCACAAUUUGAAGUGUACCACCAGACGGAUAGGUAUGGGUUCAUACACGAUCAAAGGUUACCGCGUAAACGCGAACCGCACGAAGCCAAAGCAUUGGAAAUCGAAAUGGGACGGGUGAAGAAAUGGCUCAAACUGCUCGGACAUUCUUCGCAGCCAGCAAAGCGACCAUGGGAAGAUAAAGUAGUUCAGGCAAAGGUACGCAAACGCGUCUUCAAAGGAAUACCGGAGAAGAUCCGUGGACAGGUCUGGUGUAAGCUGCUCAAUCUCGAGCAGGUGAUGAAGGCCGAAGAGGGCAAGUACAAAAAGAUGCUGGAGCUGGCUCGCAACUGGAGCACGGAAGCGCGUCAGAUCGAUAAGGACGUGAAUCGACAGUUUCGGGAUCACAUUUUCUACCGCGAGCGUUACAGUGACAUGCAGAAGAGUUUGUUUAAUGUACUGGUAGCAUACAGUAUGUACAAUUCGGAGGUUGGCUACUGCCAGGGAAUGUCCGGACUAGCAGGAGUGCUGCUGAUGUACUUGAAAGAAGAGGAGGCAUUCUGGGCACUAAGCGUCCUGCUGGCGGAUGCAAAGUUCGCAAUGCACGGUCUAUUCAUCGAAGGCUUCCCGAAGCUGACCCGUUUUCUAGCACAUCAUGACAAAAUCAUAACCAAAUUCAUACCAAAGCUUAAGAAACAUUUUGAUCAGUGCAAUCUCGACUCGAUCCUGUACUCGUUAAAAUGGUUCUUUGUUGUGUUUAUCGAAAGGAUUCCGUUCAGUUUGUGUUUGCGCGUUUGGGACAUUUAUCUGCUCGAUGGAGAAAAGGUGGUCACAGCAAUGGCUUAUAACAUACUGCGUAUGCACAAGCCAUAUAUACUGAAGCUACGGGAUAUGGAUCAAAUUGUGCAGUAUAUACAGACACGGCUAUGUGAAGACUUUGGCUACGACGACGAUACGGUAAUUAAGAAUCUAGAGCAAUGCAUGGAGGAACUGCGUAAGGCAGGUUUAGAGCUGCCACCGCCACCGAGUGAAAUCGAACUUCCGAAAAAAGAAUUCGGCGUAUUCGUGGAGCCCACUGCGGCCGCACAGAUUGGACGACGAAAGCAGGAAUUUAGCGAAACAGAAAAAGAAGUCACAGAAACAGUAAAGCUCAAGCGUGAAAUAACCGAACAGGAAAUUGCGAAUCUCAACCGAAUCGCUACCGCUCCAGGAGGUUCAACACAACAGCUAAAUACAGUACACAUUCCGGAGUCGGAAGAUGGUGGAUCGCUUCUAGGAAGCUCACGUAAAUCGCUGGCCGAUACCUCCGUUACAUCCACCGCAGAUUUGAGCGUGCUCUCCGGUGGGCAAAGCCAGCGGUCACACCAAGCUUUCGAUUUCUGCGUCGACGAACAGAAUAUCAUACCAAGUGAGGAUGAGGGCGAUGGAGAAAGCAGUCCAGUAUCAAGGCGAAAACAAUCGUCGGUGCCAUCGGCGUCGCAUGGUACCAGUAGUGGUGCCGCGAACGCCACCGCCUCCACCUCCACGACGAGGACGGUCAGGCUUAGAAGUGCAACAUCCGCCAUCGGUGCAACGAGUGUGGUAGAGCGUAGUCCUUCAGCCCUCCAGCUAAUGACUCCUCGAGCAAUGUCUCCACACGAUGUAGUGCGCAUUUACGUACCACCAGCACCGCCAGAAGAGCUACAUCACGGGGCAUUAGGCUUUGAGACGUCCUCCAGCGUCAAUAAUCACGAUCGGCCAACGGUAUCCAGCGCAAAUGGGACGGAACUGCGCCGUAAUCGUUCUUCGCGUGCCAGUUACAACGACGAGGACGAAGACGAAGAAUCAAAAACGCGUCGUAACAGUGAGAUUGAUCUGUAUCUACAGCAAUCGAUUAGUUCAAAAAUGCCCGGAGUCACAACGGCAAACGGUAAUGUAACGGCCGGUUAUGGAAGUGGCAGAUUUUCGAACUACGCUAGUGGCGAUUUUCAGGGUCAGCAGCAACCGUCUGCAUACCCUGCGGCACCAUUGUCUCCGUCCGCGUCCCAAAAUUACGCUUCGAAUGGACGUUCCACGUCGUCGUCCCGGCGUGGCAGUAUGUCACGGAAAUCUCCAGCACCGACGCUGGACAGUGAAUUCAUCAUCGAGUGUAGCCACCUGAAAAACCGCAAAUAUGUGCCACCGGAUCAUCACAGCAGCCACAACAGCCUGGUGCUGAGCGUUGGCGGUGGUUUACCAAUGUACGGUAGCCGCAACGGUUCAGAAUCUAACAUACAUCGCAUGACAUCGUUCGAGGAGCUGGCUAAGGCGAAACUACAGCAGCAUCUAUCCGGCAGCAGUGGUAGUGGGGCAAUCGCGGGUAGUAGCAGUAGCUUGUUGAAAACUACCACGGAAGACGCCUAUGUUGUGCGACAAACGGUAUCGGUAACGAAGACCUCCGGAUCUAUCAACCGAAUGGCGAGAAGCGAAAUCUAUGAGUCGAUUGAAAGCAGGGAAGAAUCGCACUAUGACAGUCCUCGCCGCCAAAGGCAACCAGAUAAUACGCCGUCUGAUUUGUACGAAGGCGCCGGUAGUCCGAUGCAUAGUCAAAAAACUUCCCGAGGUCACAAAAGCGAUUACAACAUUCAGUAUCGAAAUCUUUCACCGCAGGGCGGCAGUGCUGGCGCACCAAUGUCACCGAUGAGUGACGGUGGAGGCGAUUGGGUGGAAUAUCGACAGAUGAAAGCAUCCUCCCGGCAAAACAGUGGCAAUGAUAGUUCGCCGUUUGAUUACGAUCCAUUACCCACGGACGGUGCAGCGAUUGUCGCCAAGAAACGCUACAAUCGGUUCUUCAACAACGACGAGGAGGAGGAUGAGUAUGAAGAAGAUGAGACGACGAAUGGCGGAACCACAGUGGCCACUCACCGACAUCGGGAAGAUGAAGACAAGUUACUGACUAAAUCGUCCGAUGAUUCAUCCACCAGCCCUCCUCCAGUUAGUCGCCCUUCACAGUUGCCCCACUAUCAGCGAUCAAGUGCUGGGUCCGGUGCGGGUAGUCACCAACGUCAGCGACCUCGCCAAAGACAACCACCAAUCGUGUCGCACUCCCAGCCUCAGAAUGGUACGACGCCAACAAAUGAAACGGUGCCGCUUUUACCCUUGUCUCCAACGAGCAGCAGCAAUCUAACUGGCAAAAAGGCAUCACACUUCAUUCCGCUGGUACGUUCUGACGGUACCGCCAGCCCUCUCCCAUCAUCGGCCAUUCCGGUCAGUAGUAUUAAGCGUAAGAUUUCGUCCGAAUCCUCAUAUUGUCCGGCGAGUUCGUCGACCACCAGCACACCAACCGGCACGCGACGUCGCGACUCGAACGUUUCAGCCAACGGAAUCCAGUCUCCUCCGGCCGGUAGCCACUCUCGUAUUCCCGUUGGGUUGAAAUCACCCACAUCGCCAACGGGAUCGCUACAAGGCUCUUUUCGCUCCGGCAUUCCGACACAAAAAUCCUCCAGAUUGCCCACUUCUAAACCAACCGAUGUUGGCGAACGUUUGCCUCAGUAUCAGUACGGUACGGCUUCAGGGCCGGCAUCGUUAGCUCUCUCACCACCGGCAUCGUCGCUUCCAAGAGCAGGAAGCGGCCAAGGAGGCGAAUAUUCUACCACCAGACUAGGAUCGUCCCGUUCGGCUCAUCAGAUCCAAUCAGACUCGAAUAAGAUUCGCAUUCAGAUUAAUCCUUCACAGUCGUACAGCAACAGCAGCACGACGGGAGGAUAAAUUUGAGCUUACUGCCCGUAACAACCAGCAUUAUUUACGUUUCCUUUUUAGAACUCUAGAGCAAUAGAGAUGGUAAUGAGUAGAGGUUUAUCGAGUAUUUAAACCACGAGUCCAAAUGGUGUGUAUAAGACCAUUUGAAAAAGAAGUUUGUUGAUCUGAUGGGAUUCUCAAUAGAUGCUACUUACACAAACAACAGAGAUAAGAAAUGUAGCCCAUACCAAUUCCUUGGUUAGAAUUUUAGUAUAUAUUUUUUUAAUAUUAUUCGCUAUCGAAUGUGGAUGCUAAGCUAAGAUGUCUAGCUUCGCUCCAAUCUGCUUUCUCUGCCCCUCAAAUGCAUUCCAUUUUCUAUAACGCAUAAUGCAACCCAAAUAUAUGAUGUAAGUUCGUUA
This is a messenger RNA of Anopheles coluzzii, 6072 nucleotides long. RefSeq lists its product as uncharacterized. Bases 1874 to 5683 code for a protein of 1269 amino acids. NCBI's taxonomy places the organism in Eukaryota, Metazoa, Arthropoda, Insecta, Diptera, Culicidae. The record is from RefSeq and is a predicted model, not a curated record. The transcript is spliced from 11 exons.